Penicillium taxi is the source of this 2928-nucleotide messenger RNA. RefSeq names its product putative capsular associated protein. Bases 1 to 2928 code for a protein of 975 amino acids. Lineage: Eukaryota; Fungi; Ascomycota; Eurotiomycetes; Eurotiales; Aspergillaceae. The record is from RefSeq and is a predicted model, not a curated record. The transcript has 8 exons.
AUGGCUUCUGAUGCCGUGCAUGUCUCGGUGGGGGUCUUUUUUCUGAGUUCCUUCUUUCUGACCGCAUCCUAUAAUACCACAUUUGCCUUCGAUCGCCCUGUCGACUCGGCAGUCUUGGUCUGCUUUUUUGUAGGAGCAGUAUGCGUAUAUAUAGGUCGCUAUAAUACAUUAUCGUCUCGGCCUGUCAAAUCGAUAAACAAGCGACUCGAAAUCCCGCUAUUUCAGCUCGAAGAAAUCGAAUCUCCAAACAGCAAUGACUUUGUAUCUCCUAUUCUAGGGUUCGGGGAAUUUAAGACAUGGAAAUACCGAUUAUGGUGCGAGCUUGGUCUACUACUAAGUGUAUGUUGUCUGAGAGUUGAACUUUUUCGCCGAAUUUCUCUCAGCAGCGAGUGUACACCUGCUGGUUAUUCAUACGCCAUCCCAUUGCUUGUUUCAGUUUACGACUAUUGGCGAAAUCAAAGGUCACGACCAAUAGACGAAUCUGCGCCGAUACGACAUCAGAGCUCGCAUACUCUGGCCGCCUACCGACAGAGCUGUUACGAUCGGACUCAAUACCGCGGUAGGGGUAUAGUUGCCGCCUUAUUGGUGGCAAUUGGCGGAUAUGCAGCAUCAUCAUUCCUGGCUAGUAGCCAGUCAACUUACAUCUGCCCUCUUACCACUCACGGAGCAUCGAGCAUGCGAACAAUUAGAUUCGUCAAUGUGAUACUGGACUCUUCUAUUUUAGUUGGAUUUAUCGAAUUGGGUCAUCGACGCCAGGCAGAAGUCAAAAGAAAGGGCGUUCUGGUAUCACUCGGUGUCGGUCUCAUUGGAAUUGCUGUAAUAUGGACUAUUAUAGGAUGUUUUGUCACACGAACCCGGCCUGAGCAAAGUGCACAGUUAUUCCUGGAUAUGAAGUACGUCAGAAGCACUUUAGGUCAAGUCUCCAUAGCGGUAUUGUUGAUUCUGUCAUCCUGGCAUCUGCUGUCGUAUGUUGGUAUUUUGGGAAUUACAAUCAUGGGAAGUUUCGUCCUCAUAUACUUUCCCUCGAUGGCGAUCUUGAUCUCCCAACCAAUGUCUUUCCCCUAUAUCUCAAUCAGUCGCGCCGCUAUAACCUUGGCAUUACCCUCACUGGGGUCUUGUAUAUUUCUGUUUUCAAGAAUUGUAUCAGGUGAAGAGUCGAAAUCGCUAUACCGCACCAACAUCAUCCUACAGAUAUUACUCGUCAUUCUUUGUGGAGUGGGCCUCGUAUUCGCCUCGAGCAAGCUCCAUCUUAUCUAUGAACAUCCAAUUGACGUACUCACACAUGAAGCAAGAGCCCAUUAUGAUCAAUUCAUUGCGCAAGCUGCCUCCAGCGACAAUCUUGGCCAUGCUCUCAUGGAAUAUCGCAGACGGUACAAUCAACAUCCUCCACCUGGGUUUGACAAGUGGUAUCAAUAUGCCACGAGCCGAUCUUCCGUCGUCAUCGACGAUUUUGAUUCAAUCUACAAUAACCUGCUCCCAUUCUGGGCAAUUAGUCCCGACCAGCUUCGAAGUAUGACACAUCAACUGGCAACAAAUCCUUUUAACGACCUUGGAGCAAUCAGCAUUCGAAACGGUACACCUCAAGUCCAAGAAGGUAUCAAACCAACCCAUGCGUGGAUGGUACAUGGUGCAGCAAAAAUGAUACAGAGUUUCUCCGAACACCUUCCCGAUAUGGAUAUUGUAUUGAACCUGAACGAUGAACCGCGAGUCGCAGUCCCGUGGGAAAGGAUAACGCCUAUGAAUUGGGAAGGGAAGCAGCAACAACCUAUUCCGAAGGAGACAGUCGUGGGCGAUUGGUCUAUCAACCGACAAGGUGGCUGGGGUCCUAUAUCGCCUCCUCACCAGACGAAUGAAACAGUCUUCACAGACGGUUCCUGGAGAGGUGUCUACGACACAUGCGUGAGCCUCACCUGUCCGCCUUCGUCCCGGGUACGCACGCAGCGUAUCUGGAACCGCCGUGAUCUAUGCCUCGACUGUGCAGAGCCCCAUUCACUAGGUCAAUUUCCUUUGAAUUUUGACGUGGCCACUGAUAUAUGCCAUCAGCCGGAUUUGGCAUUCCUCCAUGGGCUCUUGAUAUCGCCAUCGUCAUUCAAAGUAUCACAGGAUCUCGUGCCUAUUUUCAGCCAAAGCGCCAUCUCCGGAUUCAACGACAUUCUAUUCCCAAGCCCUUGGAACUAUAUGGAUAAAGUGAAGUACGCACCUUCUGAUCAAACUCCUGACCUGAAAUACGAGGACAAGGAAAACUCGCUUUACUGGGUUGGAAGUACAUCCGAGGGCUACAGCCGUUUUGGGGAGUAUAGAGGCAUGCCCAGACAGCGGCUCUCCCAUCUGGUAAAUAACAAUACCCAGAACCAGGUCUCAGUCCUCCUACCAGACGGACCCCUUGCAUAUAGAUACCGCACGAUGGAUGGAUCUGCACCAGCAGAGCAGCUCAACCUCCGCGCAAACGUCCACCUCCUCGGCCCAAUCGCCCGCUGCGGAGACUGCGACCUGCAACGCGACGAACUAGGUACAGGCCCACGAGUGGAUUUCCAAUCACACUGGUCGCAUCGAUAUUUGGUCGAUCUCGACGGAGCCGGGUUCAGCGGCCGCUUUCUUCCUUUCCUGCAGAGCCACAGUUUGCCUUUCCGGACUGGGCUCUUCAGGCAGUGGUUUGACGAGCGCAUGAUUUCUUGGCUGCAUUUCGUACCAGUUGACAUCCGUCUUCACGGGUUGUGGAGUACCCUGGCUUAUUUUGCGGGGGUGUCAAAUGAGAGUACGGUAAAUAUGGACGCACACACUGCUCAGGGGAUGUGGAUAGCAGAGCAAGGUCGCAAAUGGUCUGAGGUUGCCCUUCGCAAGGAAGAUAUGGAGAUUUACUUCUUUCGUCUCUUGCUUGAAUGGGGUCGUCUUACCGAUGAUAAGAGGGAUGUAUUGGGGUAUAAUUGA